Molecule: messenger RNA, 4259 nt
Organism: Acanthopagrus latus (yellowfin seabream)
Lineage: Eukaryota; Metazoa; Chordata; Actinopteri; Spariformes; Sparidae
Gene: acox1
Product: acyl-CoA oxidase 1, palmitoyl
Exons: 14
Coding region: 141-2126 (661 amino acids)
Biological process (GO): fatty acid beta-oxidation using acyl-CoA oxidase; very long-chain fatty acid metabolic process; lipid homeostasis
Cellular component (GO): peroxisome
Molecular function (GO): fatty acid binding; FAD binding
Source: RefSeq, a predicted model, not a curated record
UCUCUGAGGCUGCGUAACCAGCUUCAGGAAGAGGCCGUGAGAGAGACACCGUCAGGCUGAGGUUGCUGCAAGAGGUUAUAGAACAAGAGUCCCAUUAAACUUAUUCACGAUACAUAUCGAUUUAAGUCAGAUACAGAGCCAUGAAUGCUGAUAUUCUAAAAGAGCGGCAAAACGCCACUUUUGACGUCGAGAAACUGACCAACAUUUUGGAUGGGGGCCCAGAAUUCACUACAAGAAGACGAGAAAUUGAGUCAAUGGUUCUCAACGACCCAGACUUUAUGGAGGAGGACCCAAACUUCCUGUCCCGCAGUGAGCGCUAUGACCAGGCUGUUAGAAAAAGUGCCCAAAUGAUCCUGAAGCUCAGAGAGUACGGCAUUGCAGACCCAGAGGAGAUCUACUGCUAUAAGAGUAUGGCUAUUGGACCCCGACCUGAACCCGUGGGACUACACUUUGUCAUGUUUCUCCCAACCCUGUACAACCAGUGCGAACCUGAGCAGUGCAGGAAAUGGUUACCUCUGGCCGAGUCCUUCCGGGUCGUGGGCACAUAUGCCCAAACUGAGAUUGGUCAUGGCACCCACCUCAGAGGGCUGGAGACCACAGCCACAUAUGACCCAGCCACACAGGAGUUUGUGUUGAACAGUCCCACAGUCAGCUCCAUCAAAUGGUGGCCUGGAGGACUUGGAAAGACCUCAAACCACGCUAUAGUUCUAGCCCAGCUCUACACACAGGGAAAUUGCCACGGUUUGCAUGCUUUCAUUGUCCCCAUCCGGGACAUGAACACACAUGUACCCCUGCCAGGUAUUGUUGUUGGAGAUAUCGGCCCCAAGUUCGGUUUUGAUGAAAUUGACAAUGGCUACCUGAAAAUGGAGAAUGUUCGAAUCCCACGGGAGAACAUGCUGAUGAAAUAUGCCAAGGUGGAGCCAGAUGGAACUUACAUGAAGCCACCAAGUACCAAGCUGACCUACGGCACCAUGGUCUUCAUCCGCUCCAUGAUUGUAGGAGAGUCAGCCCGGGCCCUCUCCAAGGCCUGCACCAUCGCCAUCCGCUACAGUGCUGUUCGUCACCAGUCUGAAAUCCGUCCAGGAGAGCCAGAGCCCCAGAUCCUUGACUUCCAGACGCAGCAGUACAAGCUCUUCCCUCUGCUGGCUACAGCCUACGCCUUCAUUUUUGUCGGCCAGUACAUGAAGAACACAUACAGUCGCAUCAGUGGAGACAUCAACCAGGGGGACUUCAGUGAACUGCCCGAGCUCCAUGCCCUGUCUGCAGGACUGAAGGCCUUCACCACGUGGACAGCCAACGCUGCCAUUGAAGUUUGCCGCAUGUCAUGCGGGGGCCAUGGUUACUCUCGCAGCAGCGGCCUGCCGGACUUGUACGUCAACUUCACCCCUACAUGCACCUACGAGGGAGAGAACACAGUCAUGAUGCUGCAGACUGCACGAUACCUGGUGAAGAGCUACCAGCAGGCUAAAGCAGGCCAGCAGCUGAGUGGCAUUGUGUCGUACCUGAAUGAAGCAGACCACAGGAGGGUGCAGCCCCAGCCUGUCAGUGCUAGGCCAACAGUGGUUGACAUUAAUGACCUGGCCAGCCUGGUGGAGAUCUACAAACUACGAGCUGCCAUUCUAGUUGGGAUGGCCGCUAAGAGCAUCCAGCAGGAGUUGCAGCACAGGAAGAAUCAGGCGGACGCCUGGAACAACAGUGCUAUUGACCUGGUCAAAGCCUCAGAUGCCCACUGCCACUAUGUUGUAGUGAAGCUCUUUACUGACAAGCUGGGGGAGAUCGGAGACACAGCAGUACACUCAGUGGUUUCAAGCCUGGCUCUGCUCUAUGCCCUGCACGGCAUCACAGUGAAUUCUGGAGAUUUCCUACAGGCUGGACUGCUGAGUGUUCCCCAGGUGCUGCAGAUUUCUAUUCGUAUCAAGGAGCUGCUGUCUCAGCUGAGACCCAAUGCUGUUGCACUGGUAGAUUCCUUUGACAUUCACAACAAGAAGCUGAAUUCCGUCCUUGGACGAUAUGAUGGGAACGUGUAUGAGAACAUGUUUGAGUGGGCUCGCCGCUCACCCCUAAAUGCCACAGAGGUUCAUGAAUCUUUCCACAAGUACCUGAAGCCUCUGAGGUCCAAACUGUGAGCUGACCCUUUCACCUUGAUUCCUGGCCGUGACUUUUCAAGUCUGUGCACAUAGACACAACACUAACAAUAUUUUAUCAACCUUAUGAUGAUCUUCACUCAUGAUCAACUAGUGUUGAAGGAAGUUAGCCUCCCACUUUGCUUCAUGUGGUCAAGUUGAACACUGUAAUCGGUCUCUGUAUACUGCUGGAGCGAUGUUGACUGAAUGUUUGGGUAAUGAAGUUAUGGUUGAUAAAGAGGGUUAAUGGAAACAAGGAUGGAAACUCACCUAUGAAAUCACAUUAAUUUUAGCCCAAAAAUAGCUUUUAAGAAUGAAGUACUUUCAGUUUUAGAUUGCUGUGUUAUCUGCAGAAAAAAUCCAUUGUAAAGAUUCUUAGUGUUUGGUUUCCCCACAUCUUUUCUCCACGUUCCACUGCGUGCCUGAUGACUCCUGUGUGCGAGACGGUCAAGAUGGUAAUGCCAAAAGAACAGAAUGUUAUAAUGAACGUUAUGUAAUGCCGGAGUGUUUUAUAUUUGGAGCAGAUGCAUUGUAUAAUCAGUUUUGGUUGUUUCCCCUGACUACAGCACGUUCUUUGACAAGAAACGGUCAUAAUAAUUAUUAAUGAGGCAUUCAUGCAUUCACCUUUAUCAAUUGAUGUCAGCAUCUAGAAUGAAUUGUGUAAGGUUGGAGCAACUUCUCUCGCUCAUUAUUCCAUACCCUUAAAUUUCGUUAGACAAGAAGCCCAGCAAAUAAGAACAGAGGUCCAACAGAAACACCUGUGAAGAUAUAAAAAAAUAUUUCUUUAUGAAAUACAGUUUUGAAAAUGUCAAUAGACAAAACCUGUGCUUCAGAGCUGUAGAAGAUUACUUUGCCUUAAAAGUCCCCAUCAAACUUUUCUUUACAGCCUUAAUGAUUUUAGCAUCAAAUAGUCUCCUUCUUAAGGCUAGAAAAGGUUAAUGUUGGUAGUUUCCAGAACCGUUGAAUUCAUGUAACAAUUAUCUGUAAUGCAACCAAGUUUAUUCCACAGAGGUAUGACAAUCUCCCUUUUAAUCUCUGUCCUUUCAAAUCUCAUAUUAUCAUCAAAGGUUGAGCGACUACUCUGUUGAAUCCAGUAACCAGUACAGAUAACAUAAAGAACAGAAAUGUGUCUAUCUGUACCUUUUGAUGACAGCAAAAUCCUCAUUGGGUAGCUGAAGUUUAUUAAUUCAAGUUUAUAACAAAAUAUUCUGUAAAUAGCUCUCAUAUUCUUGUGACUGAAAACAUUGAUCAGAGGCUCAAUUCUGAGGCUGUUCUGUAAGUACUUUUCAAACAGAUAUCUAGUGAUCUCUGAUCAACCCUUUCCAGCAAGUCCAACCAAUUUCCUGUUCAAGAACCACCGAUUUCCUGUUUAUUUCCCGCCCUUUCAGAGUGUCGGUACAGAUCAGAUGAUUUUCUACUGGUUCAUCCCUAACUGUCACAUUUCAGUGACAUAUAUGUUAUUACAUGAUUCUACUCCACUUAUAGACACUCAGCUGAGAGCAGAGAGCCCCACAAAGAGACUUACCUGAGAUGAAAUUAACCACUUAGGGGUGACUUGUUAUAUAUUCCUUAAUUUCUAAGAAAAUGAAUGGUUUCACAUUGUCCACAUGCUUUUUAAUGUGUUUGUUGGACAAAAAGUGAUGUCAAGCAUGUAAAAAGGCCACAUAUGCACUGUAUAUGUGAAGAAAUAUUCUCCCUCCCUGCUGUGUGGGGUUGAUGUAUUAUAAAGAAGGGUCGAGACCCCAGGCAACUUCUGGAUGGAUUCUUUUUUCUUUUCUUUUUUCUUUUUAAUGAAAUACAUUUCAAACAACAAACUUUAAACAGAUCUGUUGUUAAUUUGUCAUGUUCAAAUCGUGCUGGUAUAAUUGUUUCUAAUUUGGGUAUGAUUGUAUUUUUUUGCAAACUCAUUAUUUUUCCCUAGAUAAUUCUGUUAAGUUUCUGUUAUUAGAGGGUUAUAAAAAUCUAUUCUAGAUUGACCAGAACUACUUGAAUUAAGAGCUUUUGUGACUCUAAUAACACUACAAUAAAAAAGAGAGCUUUAAUCAAAAGCCUCACUGAUCUGAAAAUAUCUGUGUGAUAAUCAUGUGCCUAGGGAAGAUGUUUUUUCUAACAAAUAAAGAAUUGUCUCUCAUGAUA